AUGGUUGCUGCCAAGUCUGGAAUUGCUGUUGGUCUCAACAAGGGCCACAUCACUGCUCGUCGUGAACUCAAGGCUAAGCCCUCUAACAAGAUUGGUGCCGCUUCCAAGCGUACCGUCUUCGUCAAGAGCGUCAUCCGUGAGGUUGCUGGUUUCGCUCCCUAUGAACGUCGUCUCAUGGAAUUGAUCAAGAACUCCAGAGAUAAGCGUGCCAGAAAGCUCUGUAAGGCCAAGCUCGGUUCUUUCCUCCGUGCCAAGAAGAAGGUUGAGGAACUCCAAGGUGUCAUUGCCUCUACCCGUCGUCAUUAA
Molecule: messenger RNA, 306 nt
Organism: Mucor velutinosus
Lineage: Eukaryota; Fungi; Mucoromycota; Mucoromycetes; Mucorales; Mucoraceae
Exons: 3
Coding region: 1-306 (101 amino acids)
Biological process (GO): cytoplasmic translation
Cellular component (GO): ribosome; cytosolic large ribosomal subunit
Molecular function (GO): structural constituent of ribosome
Source: RefSeq, a predicted model, not a curated record